Carlito syrichta (Philippine tarsier) is the source of this 1187-nucleotide messenger RNA. RefSeq names its product ChaC cation transport regulator homolog 2 (gene CHAC2). NCBI's taxonomy places the organism in Eukaryota, Metazoa, Chordata, Mammalia, Primates, Tarsiidae. The transcript is spliced from 3 exons. Gene Ontology annotation, biological process: glutathione catabolic process. The coding region runs from base 109 to 663 and encodes 184 amino acids. Gene Ontology annotation, cellular component: cytoplasm. Gene Ontology annotation, molecular function: gamma-glutamylcyclotransferase activity; glutathione specific gamma-glutamylcyclotransferase activity. The record is from RefSeq and is a predicted model, not a curated record.
CUGCGCCCGGCAGCCGGUUAGCCGCGUCCCGGAGGCUGCAGUCCCGGCGGCACCGCGGAGACCUCGGGGGAAGGUCGACCGCCGCCGUGGCAGACGAACAGGGAAAAGAUGUGGGUUUUUGGUUACGGGUCCCUCAUCUGGAAGGUGGACUUCCCCUAUCAGGACAAGCUCGUCGGCUACAUCACAAACUACAGCAGGCGCUUCUGGCAGGGCAGCACGGACCACCGCGGGGUCCCCGGCAAGCCUGGAAGAGUUGUGACUCUUGUUGAAGAUCCUGGGGGUUGUGUAUGGGGUGUUGCCUACAGACUGCCAGCAGGAAAGGAAGAAGAAGUAAAAGCAUACCUUGACUUCAGAGAGAAAGGAGGCUACAGAACCACAACAGUCAUUUUUUAUCCAAAAGAUCCCACAACAAAACCAUUCAGUGUGUUGCUAUAUAUUGGGACAUGUGAUAAUCCUAAUUAUCUUGGUCCUGCACCUCUGGAAGACAUUGCUGAACAAAUUUUUAAUGCAGUUGGUCCAAGUGGAAGAAAUACAGAAUAUCUUUUUGAACUAGCAAAUUCUAUGAGGAACAUUGUGCCAGAAGAUGCAGAUGAGCAUCUAUUCUCUUUGGAAAAAUUGGUAAAGAAACUUUUAGAAGGAAAACAGAACCUCAAUUGCAUAUAAAGACCUAACCAUUGACUUCCAACAAACAAAGCUUUUAGUCUUCAUAAAAUUAACUUCAGUGCACAAUGGCAGUAUGAUUUAGAAAUGCGCUCACUUCAAGAUCUUAUUUUUAAUGCAGUCAGGAUAUUAUCUAAAUUUAUAGCUUAAUCGCAAGUAUCCUGAAACACUUAUAUUCAAAAGAUUGGGAUACAGUGAAAUAAAAAUUCAAGUUUUAAUAACAUAAUGAUUUGCUAGUUAUAUGAUACUGAACACUUGCUCAUUAGAUGUGAGUUCUUUAGAAAUAUACACUGAAGGACUCAGUUCAGUUCUUGUCUUUAACAGUUUUAUAUUGUUUUAAUUUUGUUUUUAUAAUCCUAUUAUUUCGUGUCUCAAUACUGUUUUGAAGUUACAGAGAAUUAAACCAAACAUCCAAUAAAUAAUAAGGUUAUGCCUUCAACACAUCCUAAUUCAAUUUUUUAAUCAUGGUUUAAAACAUAUAACCGUAGCUGGGCGCAAUGGCUCACGCCUGUAAUACCAAUAUUUUG